AUGGCCGCCUUCCAGCACUACGCCCAAGCCCAAACCAAGUACGAGGUCCCCCUCCUCGCCAACGAAAACGCCUUCCUCGGCGACGUCCACACGUCGGACAAGGACGCGACGAACCCCAUCUCCGCCGGCUUCUUCCGCCUCAAGAACGGCACGCCCCUGACCUACACGUACAAGUACGACGAGACAAAGAUCAUCCUCGAGGGCAACUUCACUCUUGAGGACGCCACGGGCCAAAAGGUCGACGCCAAGCCUGGUGAUGUCUUCUUCAUCCCCAAGGGUGCCACCAUUACCUUCACCACGCCUGAUGAGGGCUUGGCUUAUUAUACUGGUGCUCGCAAGUACAUGGAUGUUUGA
Molecule: messenger RNA, 354 nt
Organism: Fusarium keratoplasticum
Lineage: Eukaryota; Fungi; Ascomycota; Sordariomycetes; Hypocreales; Nectriaceae
Exons: 1
Coding region: 1-354 (117 amino acids)
Source: RefSeq, a predicted model, not a curated record